AUGUGUGUGUGUGUUGGUGCAUUUGUCUUGGGUGGCCGGAGCAGCGUUGGGGAAAUUCCGCUUAUUCUUCUUCUUCUGCAACUUGUUAUUCCGGAGAGUCUGCCUGCACCCCUCACCCCGGGGCCGGCCCUCCCGCACUCGCCCCCACCGCCCGCGGCCGCGGGGCGCCCCCGGGACCCCGAGCGGGCCGGGGCCGGCAAGAGAGGGGCCGCGGCCGCCCCUCCCCCGCCCGCGCCCCCGCCGGGGGGAGGGGCGCGCGGAGUGGGACUCUUUCCGUUUGGUCCAGCCCCGUCGUGCACGCAGUUCCCAACACUUCUCGUCAUCCUCUCUUUGGUCUCUUUAUUCUGCUGA
Rangifer tarandus platyrhynchus (Svalbard reindeer) is the source of this 351-nucleotide messenger RNA. Lineage: Eukaryota; Metazoa; Chordata; Mammalia; Artiodactyla; Cervidae. The record is from the annotation of a GenBank genome assembly.